Lodderomyces theae is the source of this 1116-nucleotide messenger RNA. RefSeq names its product putative hydrolase. Lineage: Eukaryota; Fungi; Ascomycota; Pichiomycetes; Serinales; Debaryomycetaceae. The record is from RefSeq and is a predicted model, not a curated record. Gene Ontology annotation, cellular component: mitochondrion. The coding region runs from base 1 to 1116 and encodes 371 amino acids. The transcript has a single exon.
AUGCUUCUACAAAGACGAGUGCUUGGAAGAAGAUGCAUCAGCACCUUCUCGGUUCUUCUUAACUCGUCAAAACAACCGACUCUACAACCUACUUUUGACAUUGACAACAUCAACGAUCUCCCGUUUAAUGACAAGAUUUCACUACAAUGGAAACAACUAGUUCCUUACAAGAUCAAACUAAAUAAAGAAGAGACUCCUGUUCUUUUCCUUCAUGGUUUAUUUGGCUCCAAAUUAAGCUUCAAUAAAACAGGCCGAUUGUUUAGUGAAGUCACUAAGGUCCCUACUUAUGCAUUAGAUUUACGCAAUCAUGGUGAAUCUCCUCAUGUGUUGCCUUUUUCUUACACUCAAAUGGCCCAAGAUGUAUGUCACUUCAUAAAGGAGCGCAAAUGGGAUAAAUGCGUACUUGUUGGUCAUUCAAUGGGCGCUAAAGUUGCCAUGUUGGUGGGCUUACUAUAUCCAGAUCUUGUGUCGAAAUUGGUGGUUAUCGACAACACUCCCCAUGCAAUGCCAUUGGAUCCUCAUUACCGGUUAGAUAUAUUGGGGAUGUGUGAGGUUGAAGCACAUCCAGAACUAUACAAGAAGGGAUCUAAUGGGAGAAGAGUCACCGAAGUGAAAGCCAUCAACAGGUUUCUUUGCAAGUACGAAAAGAGUCCCCUUGUACGGCUGUUGUUGAUGAGCAACUUACUUCUUACUCAUAAGGAUAUUGCCAACCCACAUGUCAAGGAUCGCCUCAAGGAGGUAUUUCGAAUCCCCGUGAUGAACUUCUGGAAGUAUGAUAUCAUCAAAACUGUUGAAUCAUGGCCAGAUUUACCACCAAACUUUGAUAAAUUUACUCACCCUACAUUAGUCAUGUAUGGAAAUCAGUCCCCAUUUGUGAAGCCAGAAUAUUUCCAAGUGUUUGAAGAGUAUUUCACUGACUUGAAGUUUAGAGAGUUUGAUUGUGGGCAUUGGAUCUCUCAUGAUGCACCUGGUGAAUUUGUCAAUGAGUUGGUAAAGUUUAUUUCACCAUUCUGGAAGAAAAGUGAUUAUAAGGGAAAGCUGAAUACAAAAAACAACAAGCCUAAGCCUAGACCUCCAAAGCCGGGACGUUACCCGCCAGGAUUAGAUUUGAAAUAG